This is a messenger RNA of Saccharomyces kudriavzevii IFO 1802, 1467 nucleotides long. It is a transcript of the gene RAX1, whose product is annotated as Rax1p. The transcript has a single exon. Bases 1 to 1467 code for a protein of 488 amino acids. Gene Ontology annotation, biological process: intracellular protein localization. The record is from RefSeq and is a predicted model, not a curated record. Gene Ontology annotation, cellular component: plasma membrane. NCBI's taxonomy places the organism in Eukaryota, Fungi, Ascomycota, Saccharomycetes, Saccharomycetales, Saccharomycetaceae.
AUGAAACCGCCGCCGCCAUUCAAAGAAAAAAAUUCGUGUUUCGAGAAUGCGGACAAAACAAAAAUAUCAACAGCAGGAAAAUUUGGUUAUAUACAGCGAGGCCAGAGGAGAGGAUACCUACCCGAGACAAGCUUCCAAAAGCAUUUCUCCACCUUCUUCAAAAGUGAAAAGCGCACCAACAUGAACAGUGUCCAUGAUUUCGAGGAACUCCAGCGCGUACGACUACCGACGUUGUAUGAAGUAUUGAUACAAAGAACAUCGCAGCCAGUUGAUCUUUGGACGUUCUAUACAUUUCUUUCGCAGUUCCCAUAUGCCAUCAACUACCUGGACUUUUGGAUUGACCUUAUGGCGCACACACGGCUUUGCCAAAGCUACGUCGAGCUGGUAAGAAAAUCCCUCGUCAAUUACCCACAAGAACAGCAAGAAAAUGGGGGCGCUUCCGUUAAAACGCAUGAUUUGUUGAGCGCAUUAGUGGAAGAAGGACAUUUGGACCCGGAAACCCCCGAGAAACUCUUGCAAAACAGCGGCCCCGACCUACCAUUUUCUCCUAAGUUGAAUCAGUUGCUGGAAGGUUGGAAACGCCAAUCGGGCAUAAGCGAAGACUCCCUGAGAAACGAAGACAUGACGCUAAUCGUGGACGAAAUACUGAAAAGGCGCUCACAACAGGACGGCGUACCGCAGAUCACCACGAAGCAACUGCUUCACAGCGCAAUGGGGCUCUGCACUACUUACUUAGCGUCGUCGGAGCAAAGAGAACGGUACCUGAGCAACAUCCCCACGGAAACGCGGAACCGCAUAGUAAAAGACGUACAAGUGAAGCGAAGAUACGACAUUGAGGUUUUUGACGACGUCAAGAACCUGGCCUACCAGUUCUUAGAAAUGGACUGUUUCCCGAAAUUUCUGAGCCGGGUCGCCCUCCACAACAUCCACGAUGAGAUAUCCGACUGGCGAUUCCACUCAGUGGGCGCCACUAACGAAAAGAACAAGAGGGUCCGAGGACAGACGCAUAUUUCCCGCUCACCAUUCUCCAACCAUACAUCAAUCAGCCGUAUUGGCUUCGGCCUACUGUGGCUGGGAAUCGGCUUCUGGAUAGGGUACGUACUCAUCUUCCUAGCGUAUAGUCGUGCCAUCCGCGUAGUGACGGUCGUACCGUUUGCAUUAGGAUGCUACUGCAUCGUGUGCGGUAUGUACCAAGUGGACAUUGUGUACUCUUGGUUUGGCGUCACACAAAGGCUGCUUCACAGACACAAAGACGGCAGCGAUAACGAAGACGAUUCCUCCGAAGAUUUCGAUCACGUGCCAGCAAUACUAGCGGUGUUCGGCGGCAAGAGCCGCCUCACCUGCGUGCAACACCCAUUUAUUCGGCAGCUUCUGCGCAAGCGUGGACUGUGGUGUCUGCUGCUCGUAGUGGGUGCCACUGCCGCAUUCACGGUGAUUUUUAGCUGUGUGCCCGGCCGUCGCGUGUGA